GUUAAAAGAGCGUAAUGUAAACACCGUCGUCGUCGUUCACAGUUUAUUAAUUGACAGUUCGGAAGUUUAACGUCAGUUUUGCAUUUUAGACAAACAUGAAGAUCAACUGCACCAUCCGCAUAGUUGGUGAACGAGUAGUCUUAGUUCCAUACAAGAAGUUGCAUGUGGAAAAGUAUCACCAAUGGAUGUUGUCCCCAGACCUACAGGAACUCACAGCUUCAGAGCCUCUGAGUCUGGAAGAAGAGUAUGAGAUGCAGCAGUCAUGGCUGAUUGAUGAUGAUAAGUGCACUUUCAUUGUCCUGGACAAAUGUCUUUUAGCUGAAAAGAGCAGUGAAAAUGAGGCCAUGAUUGGAGACACAAACCUCUUCCUGGUGGAUCAGGAGGACAGGACUCGGGCAGAGGGAGAAAUCAUGAUUGCAGAACCACAGUUCAGAGGCCAAAGACGAGGCUGGGAGGCUAUGCUGCUCAUGUUUAGAUAUGGCAUUGAGCAGUUAGGGGUGAAGACAUACCAGGUCAAAAUAGGCCUGAGUAAUACACCCAGUAUAAAAAUGUUUCAGAAAAUGCACUUUGAGGAAACCACAAGAUCAGAUGUCUUCCAGGAAGUUACAUUGGAGUGUUCUGUCAAUGAGAAGUGGAAGGAAUGGUUGAAAGAAAAUAUAAAAUAUUAUGAAAUAGUCCCAGAUGAAAUGAGAAAUUAAUGUUGAUGGAAUUAGUCAAAAUUAUAUGGAUAGUGAAUGGAAAUUAUCAGGUUUCAGAUCCAUCUAAUAAAUGGAUAUGAUGUAUUGGUAAACACAUCAAUAUUUCUUGAGUAAUACUUAAUAAGAGAACACACAAAGUUUAUAGAAUAAAGAUAUUUUCUACUGUGCUGCCUUAAAACAUGUACUCACUCCCCUCUUCUUCUUUCACUAUUUUAACUGACUCCCAUAACUUAUUAACUCGAACAACCCCCUUGUCUGUAAGAUCCAGAAUGGUUGUACUACCUACCUGUCCACAUGCCGUAAAACUAUCAAAUUUUGCUGGGUCCCAGCCAUGUUGAAAUCCCCUGGCAAUGAACAGGCAGAUACUUUAGUACGCUCCGUGGCUAUGUCCACAUCAAACCAACCACAUUUCUUGCAUAGUCCAGCCACAGAUUAUUACCCACUUUAAGACCUUCUUGUAUAACCAAUGACAAUCUUUCUGGUCAAGUCUCUGCACUAAAACUAUCAAUCUCCUCCUGGUCAGCUCCAUUUCAUCAGAACAGACGUUGGGAGAUGGUUCUCGCCUGCAUACAUAUUGGCCACACCCAUCUAACACACUCCUAUCAGAUGUCACAUUCUGAUCCACCCCUAUGUUCCUUAUGUAAUGUCCCCCCUACAUUUCCACAGAUUCUGUUGUCCUGUCCACGGUUUGUUGCAUCCCGUAUCCCCACUUUACCCCUCCUAUCCUCUCUUCAACGACCUCCCAACCUAUCAGACAUCCUUUCAGAAUCUUACACUUUCACAACCUGUUCUUCCUCAGAUGCAUACAUAUCCUUCACUUGAUCUAAUCCCCUUACCUAACCCUACCUUAACCUAUUCACUCAUCAACUCCUCUAAGCUUUCAAUAAUAAUCUAGAUAGUUGACAUAUAGCAACUAACUACUAACUCGAUCACCUUUCACUAAACUUUACUGUACCUUCCUAUAGUGCUACAUGGCCUUAGAUGUCUAGCACAUUUAUUUUGCUUUUAACCAUUAGCCAUCUACUGUGCUACAGUUGUUAACAUUCAUGUAUAUGUCUGCAAAAUAAGUGCUGAGCAAUGUACUAUCUUUAAUCCAAUGUAACUAAGCCCUGGUUUAAUUCUGUUGUUUUAUAUGUAUGGAGUUAUUUUUUAAUAAAUAUUUUAUGAAAA
Messenger RNA from Penaeus chinensis, 1868 nucleotides. RefSeq names its product N-acetyltransferase 9-like. Gene Ontology annotation, molecular function: N-acetyltransferase activity. NCBI's taxonomy places the organism in Eukaryota, Metazoa, Arthropoda, Malacostraca, Decapoda, Penaeidae. The record is from RefSeq and is a predicted model, not a curated record. Gene Ontology annotation, biological process: protein acetylation. The coding region runs from base 96 to 698 and encodes 200 amino acids. The transcript has 2 exons.